This is a messenger RNA of Alternaria arbusti, 2220 nucleotides long. RefSeq lists its product as uncharacterized. The coding region runs from base 1 to 2220 and encodes 739 amino acids. The transcript is spliced from 2 exons. Lineage: Eukaryota; Fungi; Ascomycota; Dothideomycetes; Pleosporales; Pleosporaceae. The record is from RefSeq and is a predicted model, not a curated record.
AUGGCCGGCCCACCGUCAUACCCCGCCAACCCAAACCUCACAUCCAACCCACCACCCCCAUCAACCCCAUCACAGUCCAACGUCGCAUUCACACCAAGCGCAACCUCAAUCGCCGACUCCUCCGAUAACGAGUUUGAGCCCACUCCUGUUCACAGCCCAGGAGGUCCACAGUAUGAAGAUUUGCCACCAUCCUACGACGAGGCGCGGGACCAAGCCGUCCACGACACGCGUCAUGGCAUCGCGCCCGUAGAUCCCAGCCAAAUCGAAGCCCACCGCAUCACUGCUAAUGAAGGACCAAACGAGCCAGAAGUAUGGGAGUACCGUGUAAGAGGCGAAGAACCAGAUCCUGCAAGUGAACGGGAACAAGCACCAGACUAUGCGAAUCACACAAACGACAAGGCCACCAGUGUUCCAGUCCAGCAUGUCAGUACGAGUGAGAACAUCGCAGUGGGACGAGUGCAUAGCGAACCUGCUUCUUCGUCGAGCAAACAGCCCGAUCUGGCUUCUGACUUGCUCACCCAAGCUCUGGAGUUUAGCCGUGAAGAACCAGAUGCUAAGGCGCAGUAUGCACCGCAUCUAAACCGCAUCAUCGCGAUACCCGACCAUGCAGGACCGGCAAGACGUGUAGACGAACACGUAUACUUCUUGGUUGCGUAUGCUGAAGUGUUGGACCGGCAUUCCAUCAAGCCAGCCGAGUUUGCAGAGUUCUUGUACGGUCUACAGGUCCUGACUACAGCGGCAAACACGACGGCUGAGGAUUUGCUACACGAAUCGACGCAUGAAGGACUCUCUUCCAGCAUCGUACACGACUAUAUUCGAGGAGCGAAUGAAGCUUUCUUCGCGCCGAGAGGUCUGAUUGUGUCGUUCCGCAGCGAGACUGCGCUUCUAGACAUGCUACCUAUACCUGCGGGCCACAAACCCACCGUUCUCGCCAACUUGGCCGAUAAGACUGCAACGGCUGAAUGGCGCGCGAGGCAAUUAUACCCCUGGAUCGAAGCUCUCGACGCGGACGCAGUGCCGAUGCCGAGCGAGAGAGUGCUCAAGUUGCAUGAGAUGAGUGAACGUUUCUCGGGUCAUCAGACGGCUACUGGCUCGCCUGAUCAUGUUGGAAACACAUCGUCGCAUAAUAGGGCGCGAGGAUCUGCUGGAGCAUAUGAAGACCCACCUCGCUCCAUUCCUGGACCUCCAGAGGAGUCUUCACACGCACAUGGUCGACAUGGACGGGGCGGUCAUCAUCCUCGCGGCAGACGAGGCGGUCACUGGUCGCCCUUUGGUAUGCCAGGCCAUGGCCCCUUCGGUGCACCUGGCAACGGACCUUUUGGUACACCUGGCAAUGGGCCUUUCGGGCGCGGCGGUCGAGGACCAUUCGGGCCCCGAGGCAACGCCUUCUUCGGUAGAGGAGGUUGCUCCUCUCGUGGCGGACAUGGACGCGGACGAGGACCACCACAAUCCGGAAACGAGUGGGCAGAAGUAGGCAAAGAAUUAGGAAAGAUUGGGGAGCAGUUCGGUAAACAUAUGGGUGAUUUGGGUGUUGAGAUUGGUAAACGCGCUAGUGCUUUCGGGGUGGAGGUGGGUCCUGCCUCGUACGAGCAAGUCCACAACGACCUACCACCUGCGUACGAUACGCCACCGGGCCAAGAAACAGGCGUGCUAUACGGCGACCGCAAAAUCGACACGGCAUACCCCACCGACAAGAAAGAUAAGGGCAAAGCUGCAGUCAAGGACCUGGAUGACGACGACGACACCUCCUCAAUAUCAUCAGAUAGCUCUGAUUCUUCCUCAUCAGACUCUGAUUCCGACUACGACUCCGACUCCGACCUCACCCCUGCCCCAACCCCCAAAGCCCAAUCCCUCAAACUCGCGCGCCGCAACAUCAAGCAGCGAAACCGCGAGCUCAAGAGACAACACCGCGCCAAGAAACGUGAAUUGAAAGCCAAACACGCUGAUACCAACACCAAGGGCAAAGGCAAAGCGGAGAAGAAAGCGAAGAAGGAUCCGGAAUGGAAAGCUGCGAAGAAAGAGUACAAAGUGCAGAGGAAGGAGUUGAAGAAGGAGAGAUUGGCUGUGAAGAGGGAGUGGCGGGAGGCGAGGGAGGAGAUGAAGAGGGAGAAGAGGGGGGUGAAGGGGAUGGCGGUUGGUGGGAAAGCGCGAGAAGGGUCUGAGAAGGGAGGAGAGGGAAAGAUGGGGGUUUGGUUGGUGAUUGAGAAUUUGGCACCUUGA